Molecule: messenger RNA, 1585 nt
Organism: Medicago truncatula (barrel medic)
Lineage: Eukaryota; Viridiplantae; Streptophyta; Magnoliopsida; Fabales; Fabaceae
Product: F-box/LRR-repeat protein At1g55660
Exons: 4
Coding region: 131-1333 (400 amino acids)
Molecular function (GO): protein binding
Source: RefSeq, a predicted model, not a curated record
UCUAGACACAAUUUGUGUCGUGCAAAGAAUAGAACAGGACAGAGACGCUGUCGAUCCCAGAAUUGAAGGAAGACAAUUUCAGAGGUCAGUCAAGUGUUACUGAAGAUAAAGAUAAAGAAACGAAGGAACGAUGAAGAGGAAAAGACAAAAGAAAAGUGAUAGAAUUAGUGAACUGCCUGACCAUGUCCUUCUGCAUAUAAUUGAAUUUAUGAAUAUAAAGCAAUCUGUUCAGACUUGUGUUUUGUCUAAACGAUGGAAGAGCCUUUGGAAAAGUCUCGCUAAUCUCACGUUGCAUCACUCCGAGAAGCAGAAGAGUUAUAUCUGCAAAUGGUUUGUAUCCCAACUUUUGGCUAGGCGUGACAACUCUCUUCCUCUUCAUAGCUUAAGUUAUGAGUAUGAUAAUGCCGCAGAUUGCAACAAAACCACACUCUUAGAGGUCAUGGAAUAUGCUGCGUCACAUAAUGUGCAACAACUCACGGUCAUUGUUAAGUUAUGGACAAUAAAAGAUCUUGAAUUUCCCCCUUCCAUUUUUAAUUCUCAUUCUUUGACAUUUCUUAAGCUUGACUUUUAUUAUCCAUCUGCAUAUGGCUGUGGUAAGAUGUUUCCAAAAUCUUUGAACUUGCCGGCAUUGAAAACCUUGUAUCUUAGUGGUCUUACUUUCACUACAAGUAACAAUGGCUGUGUUGAGCCCUUUUCAACAUGUAACAUGUUGAGUACUUUGGUCAUUGUGGAGUGGUAUUUACAGGAUGAUGCACAUACCCUUUCCGUGUCAAAUUCUAACGUUUCUAGUCUGACCAUAGGUAGUGCCCACUUGUGUAAACAAGCUGGCAAUUUCAAAGUUGUGCUUUGUACUCCAAAACUUACGUCUCUCACUAUCAUUCGCCAUCCUAUUUUCUCAGCCCCCUCUGCAUGCAAUUUACCUUUUCUUGAAGAAGUGAAUAUUAAUUACUCUCAGUUUAAUUAUCGGAAUGAUCAUUUAAUCCCAGUUAGUUGGUUGCAAUUGCUGGCUAAUGUCAAAAUAUUGACUCUCGGAUUCACAACCCUUGCGAAGAUGCUUAUGGUUCUAAGAAAUAAUGAUUCAAUGAGAAAUCAGCUUCCUUGCUUUGUUAGAUUGAAGUCAUUCAAACUGGAUGUGAGCGAUGUAACAAUAUCUAACGAGAGGAUAAUAGAAAUGGUAGCAUAUCUACUUCAAGACUCUCCACCACUUGUUGCAAUUGACAUCAUUCGGAAUGCAGACUUAAUAACUUUUAGGUUUGAAGCAGCAAAUAUGAUGGAUAGAGCAAUACAUCUUGAGGACAAUGGCGGUGGUGGCAGUCAUGUCGACUACAACUAGCUAUCUCUUUAGCGUACAUUACAAUGUUUAAGCAAUCAAAACAUUGUGCUCAAUAUGUUAAAUAAGUUAAAUUUGUUUAUGGUCAAUAAGCUCAGCAAAUAUGAAAUUAUGUUCAAUAUAUAAGUAGGAAAUUUAGUGUAUGUUUGGUAAACUUGAAAACAACGGUAGGAACUAGGAACACACCACACGGUGGCAUGUAAAGUAGAGUUAAGUAAACACGAGUCUAACUCCACACAUACGUGGAAACAAACA